AGCGGUGUAAUGAUUAUAUUGUAUGGAACUGGGGGCAGCAGCGGCGGCUGCGGCAGUCGGAGCAGCCCGAGCCACGGGAUGGGUCCACGCCAGGGCCACCGCCGCCAGCCACAGCCGCCGCCGCCGCCGCCCGAGCCGCGCCGGUCUUAGGGCCGCCGCCCCCUGCCCCUGCCUCCCGCCCCCGGCCGAUGCCCACGUCGAGGAGCAGCCCCAGCAACAGCGGCCGCCGCCACCUCGGGAGGAGCCGCCGCCGGAGCCCGAGAGCAGGCGGCGCGGGGGUCGCCGAGGGACGCGCCGAGCGAAAAGCCGCCGCGGCGGCGGCCGGGAGAUGUGCCCGGAGGAGGGCGCGGGCGAGGACGCGGCGGGGCUGGGCGAGCUGCGCUCCUGGUGGGAAGUCCCGGCCAUCGCGCACUUCUGCUCCCUCUUUCGCACAGCCUUCCGCCUGCCCGACUUCGAGAUCGAGGAAUUAGAAGCUGCCCUUCAUAGAGAUGACGUGGAGUUUAUCAGUGACCUGAUCGCCUGCCUGCUUCAGGGCUGCUAUCAGAGGAGAGAUAUCACGUCUCAGACAUUCCAUAGCUACCUCGAAGACAUCAUCAACUACCGCUGGGAACUUGAGGAAGGGAAACCCAAUCCCCUGAGAGAAGCCAGUUUUCAAGACCUGCCUCUGCGCACUCGAGUGGAGAUUCUCCAUCGACUCUGUGAUUAUCGGCUUGAUGCAGAUGACGUCUUCGACCUCCUUAAGGGUUUGGAUGCAGACAGCCUCCGAGUGGAACCUUUGGGUGAAGACAGCACUGGUGCAUUGUAUUGGUAUUUCUAUGGAACUCGAAUGUACAAAGAAGACCCAGUACAGGGAAAAUCCAAUGAAGAAUUGGUUUCAAUCAAGGAAAAUGGAGGACAGAAAAGUGUCCCAAAUGUACCUGGAAAAACAGGAAAAAGAAGAGGGCGUCCCCCAAAACGGAAGAAAUUACAGGAGGAGAUUGCACUCAAUGAAAAACAAGAAGAAAACUCAACUUUAACACCACAGACAAGAAAUGGGACCCAAGGACCAGGGCAUGGGACCUGGUGGCUUCUGUGUCAAACUGAAGAAGAGUGGAAGCAAGUGACAGAGAGCUUUAGAGAGAGAACAUCCCUAAGAGAGCGACAGCUGUACAAGCUCUUGAGUGAAGACUUCCUGCCAGAGAUCUGUAACAUGAUUGCCCAGAAGGAAAAGCGUCUACAUCGGACAGAGACAGAAUUGCAUUCUAAAUGUGUGUCUGACCACCUGCCCAUCAAGUCCCUUAAGCACGAGGAGACCCCUGUACUCAGCAGAAUAGAGAAGCAGAGGCGCAAGGAGGAGGACGAAGAACGCCAAAUCCUUUUAGCCGUGCAAAAGAAAGAACAAGAACAGAUGCUCAAGGAGGAGAGGAAACGGGAAAUGGAAGAAAAGGUCAAAGCAGUAGAAGAUCGAGCUAAGAGGAGGAAGCUCAGGGAAGAACGUGCCUGGCUUUUAGCCCAAGGGAAAGAACUUCCUCCUGAACUCUCCCAUUUGGACCCAAGUUCUCCCACCAGAGAAGAAAAAAAAGCUAAGGAUCUCUUUGAGCUGGAUGAUGAGUUCACUGCCAUGUACAAAGUUCUAGAUGUUGUGAAGGCUCACAAAGACUCUUGGCCCUUCCUGGAACCUGUAGAUGAAUCUUAUGCCCCAAACUAUUACCAGAUCAUUAAGGUCCCCAUGGAUAUCUCAAGCAUGGAGAAGAAACUGAACGGAGGCCUCUACUGUACCAAGGAGGAGUUUGUCAAUGACAUGAAGACUAUGUUCAGAAAUUGCCUAAAAUAUAAUGGGGAAAGUAGUGAGUAUACCAAGAUGUCUGACAACUUAGAGAGGUGUUUCCAUCGGGCAAUGCUAAAGCAUUUUCCUGGUGAAGAUGGAGACACAGAUGAGGAGUUCUGGAUUCGAGAGGAUGAGAAGAGAGAGAAGAGGAAGAGCCGAGCUGGACGAGGGAGUGCAGGCAGCAUUUGGACCCGGUCCAGAGAUACUGAAGGCUCCAGCAGGAGACAGCAGCCUUUAGAGAAUGGGGGAAAGCCCCUACCAGCACCGCACCGAGCUUCCUCCUCUGCAGAUGACCAGAACAGCAGGACCCCGCAGCCACCCAGGGAGGUGGGUCCUUCCAAUGGCCGAGGCUUCUCUCAUCCUUUGCAUUUUGGUGGGAUGCCUAGCCAGGCACCUCUUUUAGGCCAGAUGAGGCCAGCAGUGCCAGGAACAUUUGGCCCUCUUCAUGGAUCCGAUCCUGUUAACUUAUAUGGGUCACCCCGAGUCCCAGAACCACACCCUGGAGAACCUGUUCAACAGCAGCACUUUCCAAUGCAGCCUCCGGUUGGGCUCGGUGUGCCAGAAGAAAACCAGGUGUGUGGAGGGCUGACUCAUUUCUCCACCAUGGGACCACAUCCCGGAAGCUUACAGCUUGGGCAGAUGGGCGGCCCUAACCAGGAUGGUAACAUGUACCCCCCAGCCCAGUUCCAGGCAGGAUUUAUUCCUCCCAGGCACAAUGGGCCUCCGAUAAGACAAGAAUUUUCUGAAAGUUCAGAUGUACCCCCUCCUGGUCACAUGUACAGACCAUACAAGUACCUGAAUCGAGUACACACUGCAGUCUGGAAUGGGAACCAUGGGACAACAAAUCAAGGUCCCUUGGGUCCAGAAGAGAAGGCCCCUGUGGGACCAGGAGCUUCUCUCCAACCUCGAAUUCUUGGUCACAUGAUGGAUCCUCGGGGAAUGAGAUCCUCUCUGCCCCCAAACCAGUGGACUGAACAGUCAAGCUUCCUACCUCAUGGGGUUCCUCCUUCAGGGUAUAUCAGGCCACCCUGUAAAUCAGGACAGAGAUUACAGCAGCCACCGGCACAGAGCUCUCUGUUUGGGGGACCCUCCCCAGCUCUACGGGGAGUACAAGGAGGAGAGUCCAUGCUGGACAGCCCAGAGAUGAUUGCCAUGCAGCAGCUCUCGUCCCGCGUUUGCCCACCAGGUGUGCCUUACCACCCCUGCCAGCCUCCUUCCCCAAACCUACCUGGGCCUUUUCCCCAGGGAGCUCAUUCAGCAGCAGUAAGCUCUAAGCCAGCCUUGGAAAACAAUGGGAGUACUCAGAACACCAGUGAAACAAAGGAACCUGAUGGUAAACAAGAGCCUAGACUUGAGGAGAAAUCACCGAGCCUUGGUGCUUCAGAGGGGACAUACCUCACCCAGCUACCUCAUUCCAAACCAGCCCUGCAGACUGACUGCAUCAGGCAGAAUUCACCACAGGAGACAGAAACAGACAGCCCCAUGGUCAAAAGGGACUCCUCGCAGUCUGGGGAAAACUGUAAAGCAACAAAGGGCCAGAAUACCUGGCCAGCAGACAGCAGCUACCCCAGCCCCACUGCCCAAGGCUGUAUGAGAGACCUUACAAGCAUGGCAGAGAGAGGGGUCCUCCCUGAAAAUGGAAUUAGUGGAGAAGCAUCCCCUUGUGGCUCAGAAGAAAAGGGACUGGGUGGUGGGACCUCCGAGAAGCCACUUUGCCCCCGGAACAAGACCUUUCAGGAAGCAGCUAUACCUUGUACAGGGCAGAACUCCAAUGCUUCUCGGAACAUGGAUGCAAGUUUGAUGGGCAGCACCGUCAACCAGUUUCCCCCUCUAUAUAUGCCUGGCUUAGAAUAUUCUAAUUCACCUGCACAUUACCACAUCAAUCCAGGUCUACAAGGUUUUGGUCCUAUGAUGGGGGGAAAACAGCCCCCAGUGUCACAUCCACAGCAUUUUCCCCCACGUGGUUUUCAGCCUAGCAACUCCCACUCAGCUGUGUUUCCUCGAUAUCGUCCACACCAAGGCAUCCAAUAUUCUUACCAGCCACCACCUCAGCCUUCCUUCCACCAUUAUCAGCGAACUCCUUAUUAUACAUGUCCACAGGGCUAUUCUGACUGGCAAAGGCCUCUCCAUCCCCAAGGAAGCCAGCCUGCUCACCCAGCUCACCAGGCUCCCCCACCAAGGCCCCCUUUCUCAGAUAAAGGGACCAUAGCCAAUCUGCAGGGUUGUGAGGCACUCAAUGCUACCCUAGCCUCCCCAACCCGAAUUGCUGUAGUGGGUGCCAAAGUGGUACCAACAGAUGGGCAGAAUCUAGGGCCCAAAGAAGAAAAACUGGAUGAAUCCAUCGAGAGGCCAGAGAGUCCCAAAGAAUUCCUCGACUUGGACAACCACAAUGCAGCUACUAAGCGACAAAACUCUGUGCCCGCCAACGAGUUCCUCUAUGGAGCUCCUUCCCCAGCCCUGAGUUCAGGGAUGAAUUUCAGUUCAUCCACUUUCUCACCCCACAGCAUGAUGCUACAAUCAGGGCCUCCUUAUGCAUCUCAACAUACAGCCAGUCAUUUUCAGCCUAGGGCAUAUUCACCAGUCACUGCUCACCCGUCUCAUCCAGCUGCUGGCCAGCCCAAUGGCCUCCCCCAGGAGGGCCCCCUCUACCGCUGCCAGGAAGAGAACAUGGGCCACUUUCAGGCCAUAAUGAUGGAACAGAGGGGCAACGUUAGCGGAAUGGGAGGACCUUUCCAGGACUUAUACAGAUCAUCAGGAAUGCAAAUGCAUCAGGCCCAGGCCCAGUCCCCCUUUCCAAAGUCUUCAACUCCAACAUCAUCAAGAAAAGAACUUCCCCCUCAAAAGCCCUCAGCCCUGCCUCUGGAUCAGAGCUAGUUCAAGGAAGAAAGAGCCCCCAAGACAGCAGAAGCUGCACAUGAAGACCUGGGCAUAUAAAACUGGAGAGGCUCGGCCAUUCUUGUUCACCUUUCUUCCCCUUCCCACCCCUGAGCCUUCCACAGUGGAAGCUUUUUACUGUCUGGCAACUACUGCUGUUCCAGAGAUCCCUGGGGCACAACCCUUAGAUGAUGAACACAAACUUUGCAGUGGUCUUGGGUCAGGGAUCUUCUGCAUGGCUGAUCUGGACAGAAAAGGAUGAGCCAUGUGCACCUGGAACUGGUGGUUUUUCAAGACUUGAGACUGAGGUCUCAUUCAGGGAAAAUUUUUAAAUCAGGGGUGGGAGGGGGAGAGCUGGUGAAAUGGGAUGAUUCAUAAUUUUCAUGAGCAGCUAAACUCAGGUAUAUAUUUGGGGACGGGAGAUGUAAUUUACUCGUAGUAUUAAUGUGUUUGGAUCUGGGUCCAGUUUACAGAAUUUACCUGUUGCCUUUUAAAAUAAUUUGUUUUGUUGGUGGUGAAUGUAUUGUAUAUAAAAUGGGAAAGGGAGGGAAGUGGAUGUGGGCGUCCCAACUGUAGUGGGCACGUAGCACUGGGGUGAUCCUCUACUGUUUACAAUCAUGUCACACUGAAAUCUUUCAGGAGCUAGAAGGGUCGGGAGACACAUAAUCACGUCACUUGUCCUCACGCUGUUCCUUAAUGGGUAGCCCUGCAUUCAAGCAUUCCCAAGCUCCUUUCUUUCCUAGAUUCACUGGAGGCCAUGUGCUUUCCAAAAGCAGACAAAUAAGCUUCGAAUAAGAAGUCACGUUUGCACCGUAUUAGCUGCUCUGUUUAGUGUUCUGUGGCCCCAGUCCAAGUUUUGAGAAACACUAGAGAUCAGGAAUGGGGGUCACUGGAAUGUUUCACUCAUUAGAAAACAAAAGUGGAUUGUCCUUCAGUGAUGGUCCUACCAAGACUGAUGCAGAAAGCUUCAUUAAAAAAGCUUCUGAACAUUUCAUCACAUUUUGUGGAAAGUGGCUACUCAGGUUUGUACAUGCUAGUAUCAAUAAGGAAACUUGUGUGGUUUUGAAUAGGAAAAAUGUAGACUUACGGUUUGAAUUUAGGAAUGAUUCCAUAUAUAGUUUAACUCAUCACAUAAAGCAAAAUCAUAAUAAAACUGGUCACAUCAUAAUUUAGAAGUUGCCAAGAGCAAGGUGUUGGGAAUCAUUUGCCUAUCCAUGUAUCGGUGGUAGGAUACAGUAUUACAGUAUUACUUUGAUCAUUUCAACCUUAGAAUGUGCAUUCUACUAGAUGUUUUGGAUUUAUAUUGUAAAUCCUAGCUGCACUGCCCCCCAAAUUAAUACCUAUCUGUUUAAAACUUCUAUAAGGACUAACUCUAAGGAAAAACAAUACUGAAAUCACAGGGUUUGGUUUAAUUUUUAAUAAAAGAAUAAUAAUAUCUACCAUAAUACAUUUGGGACAAUAUCCAGUCCCACAAAAUCAGCAUCUGCCCAGGUCCUUAUAAAAUUGCACUUCUAGAGACAGUUUCAUUAUAACAGCCCCUUUUCUCCCGCUCUCCGAACCCAUAAUGAAACCAGUUUGUUUUGUUCUUUUGUGGUCACAUGAUACACCUGGAUCCAGCUCCAGUCACAAAAGCCAGUGAAAGGUAGUAACACUUGGCAUAAUCAAGGUUAAAUGGGAGAGUGGAUGGACGGGAUGUGGGGAGGCUUCUUCCUCCAACUGAACUGUAUUCAUCUUUGCUUUUUGUCAGAUUUAGAAUGAAUUUGAAGUGUUGUCCUCACCUAAUACUCAUUUGUGUUAGUGAUCCACCACUGAUACAAUGGUUUAAACUGGAAAAGUGAGCCAGGCAAGUCAAGAGAAUUCUUAAUGCAAAAGCAAUAGGUCCCAAUGCACUUGAUUGCCUGAAAACACCCAAUUGCUCUUCAGCUGGUAUAACUUGGCUGAAAUGGAACCACUCUAAUCUAGGGACUGAAAAGGUCUGACUUUUUAUUGGUGUAGACCAGUCAAAAUUCAAGGUUCCUAGCCAUCAUGAAACAUUCACAGUCAGUCUCUUCUUUAAGUCGAGUUUGGAAUAUGUCAAAAGUUUCUUUUAACAUGAGGAUCGCUUGAGUCCUACUUAUGUAGAAAUGUAGCAAAAGCUUUAUUAAAGCCGUGUGAGGGUUCUUUUCCUCUAAUGAUUCUGCAAAAAGGAACCCUGAGCAAUAAUAAGCUGAAUUUCUUAUCUUUUCCUACACUCCCCCACCCCCAUUCAUGUCUGAGCUGUUCUCUAUACAAAAUGGCAUGAUGAGCAUCUUGUCCCCCACCACGUCUCUUUCAGCAGAUUCUGUGAAUACAAGGAAGAGAAACGCUAAUCUCUUCUUUGCAAUGUGAAGAGCACACUAGUCUGAAACAAGCAAUACAAAACUGAACUACUGUAUUAAAAUUGUUACACUGUGAACACUUGGGAUAUGUUAACACUUCCCCAUUGUCAGCUCAUCCAUCUUAAAUGUAUGUGAAUAACCUAAUUGUGUCCCCUUUGAGAUUUUAGUUGUAUAUGGUAGGCGUUAGUAUCACGUUCUUUUGUCCAGUAGUUCCCAAGCUGUUAGAGAUCACUUAAGGCCAUCCUUUAAGUGCGGAAACACUCAAACCUGAGCGUCUUGGUUUCAAGCCACAUUAAAUGGCAAAUUCAUUUAAGAUAAAGUUUGGACUUUGUUUCACUUCACUCAGAUUUCUCUAGCACUUCUCUCCUAGUUUCUUAAGCAGAUGCAAUGUCUUAAAGAACUGUCAAGACUUUGGCAGAUGCCUUCCUUUCAGUAUAGCCAGCUCCUAGCAACCUGCCCUAGGUAAAUUAUUGGAAUCCACAAGAAACCGGAAACCUUGUUUGCCAGACCUUUAUCCAAGAUGCAGACAGUUACCUAAGUAAGUUUUCCCAAGACAUGAAGUACAACACCUAGGGAGGUAAUUUUCACAGGUUCUUUCUUUCUCAAGCAAAAGUAGCCAGAUACAGGCACUUUUUCUACCCCUUUUCCCAGCUAUCCCUUCAGAUGUAAAGAAACCUUCUAGCUUCUUCUUGAUCAUAAUUGUCAAUCUCCAGAGCAAACCAAGUACACACAUGAAGGAGACUUUUGUGUUCACUCUGCACUUUGGUGAAGCAUACUAAAGCCCACUUUUUUGGUGCUGCCUUAAACACCUAAUAAUACUUUCUGUGACUUACCAGUAGGUGCCACUGUUGUCUGGAUCUUGCCUACGGUAUUAUUUAUUAUUCAUGGUAAUCUCUGCAAGCCUGAGGCUCUGCCAUAUGCUAGUGCUACAGAAGCACAUCCCUGUCAGAAGGCAGGAGCAAGCACUCUUGUCUGGCAUACUUGGUCAAACCUAAUUCAGUUUAUAUCUAUGUGGAACCCAACAUCCAAGAAUGGUUCGCCAGUCUACAGUUCUUGUAGCUUCCCUCUUUGGGGCAGCACUUGUUUGAAAGUUCACUUGAGAUCAGUCUUUCUCUACUCUCGAAGUUCUGUGGCAAGUGGAAUCAUAGAAUCUACUCAACUAUGCCUGCAAAGAUGCCCUAUGGUCUCAGGGUGGAACCUGGACUUUAUCCCAGCAUUAUGCUUCAUUCAGUGAGCCUAUCCACCCUUGCACAGGCUUCUACCAGCUACUCAUGGAAGAUCUCACUUCCAUAGUAAAAUAUUAGCAAAUUGCCUGCUCCAGGGCACCUUCAUGUGAUACUGGGAUGAGUGCCUUCCUUGCUCUCCAGUCACCAGGAGACUCAGGGUGUGUGUGUGUUUUCAAACCAAGUUUGUCCUAGUUGACACCUUAAAAAUCAACUUUCGUGUUCUCAGUUUCCUCACUCUUUAUCCUAACCUUAGGCAUCAUCGUCCAAUUAAGAGAGAAAUGUGAUUUUAGACUUGCUGACCAGAAAGAAAGCACAGAGUCUUUCUUUUACUGAUUGGGACUGGGUUCUCUCUGUGCCUCCGAGCCUAAAGGUACAUUGAUUGACCUUGCCUUCCACGAAACCCACCAUUGCAACUUGGGUGGGAAUUGUCCUUGAAUCCUUCAUUGCUGUUUUCCAGCUGUCAGCUUUUGCCAGCAGGCCAUGUGAUGCUUCUCCUUUCUACUGCAUGUUAUUUAACACGCUGUAAGGGCCAGUCAUUUCCACCUUGUCUUUGCUUUGACCCUUAACCUAUCUCUUUUUACUGCUGUACUCCACUGGACUGACUUUGACUGAUGUAUAAAAAGACUGGGAACAAGCUGAUUGUCCUGCAUGUUUUUUGAAAGGUAUUGGGGUGGGAACAAAGGUGUUGUGGGUAUCAAGUAAGUUAUUGAAAUGCUGAACUCCUUUCUCUCCAUGUAGUGACCUCUUCUUUUCCCCCAGCUUGGGCUCAGGUACCUCACUGCUGCCUUCUACGCUGUUCCUGGUAGCCUGGUUCAGGAUCCACCAACCAGCCUGUAGCACACAGUGUCAGGGAUUCUUUGCUCCUUCUGCAAAAGCUGUGUGAACUUUCCUGGCCAGUACUGAAAAGGGGAAUGCUAUUUAUUUUUAUAUUUGUGUAUAUUUUGUCUUGGUCUGCUGAUUCCCUUUUUCCCUGAGAGCGACACUUACCUCAAUAGUUAGUUCAAUACUGUGUUGAAUACUUUUUUUAAAGAACUUUUUAAAAGCUUUUUGAUCCUUGGAGGUCUGUAGAUUUAUUUCCAUAUGAAUUGGUUAUUUUGUA
Dromiciops gliroides (monito del monte) is the source of this 9363-nucleotide messenger RNA. RefSeq names its product cat eye syndrome critical region protein 2. The coding region runs from base 23 to 4681 and encodes 1552 amino acids. The transcript has 19 exons. NCBI's taxonomy places the organism in Eukaryota, Metazoa, Chordata, Mammalia, Microbiotheria, Microbiotheriidae. Gene Ontology annotation, biological process: chromatin remodeling. Gene Ontology annotation, cellular component: CERF complex. Gene Ontology annotation, molecular function: protein binding. The record is from RefSeq and is a predicted model, not a curated record.